Molecule: messenger RNA, 1320 nt
Organism: Prunus armeniaca (apricot)
Lineage: Eukaryota; Viridiplantae; Streptophyta; Magnoliopsida; Rosales; Rosaceae
Source: the annotation of a GenBank genome assembly
AUGAAAUUUCCAAAGCGUUACUUAGUCGUCAUAUUGACCUUCAUCAGCACAUCCGUUUGCUAUAUAGAACGUGUCGGGUUUUCAAUUGCAUACACUGUUGCCGCUGAUGCUGCUGGGGUAAAUCAAUCAAGUAAAGGCACAAUUCUUUCUACAUUCUAUUAUGGCUAUGCUUGUUCACAAGUGCCUGGUGGCUGGGCAGCUCAGAAAAUCGGGGGAAGGAAGGUUCUUCUCCUUUCAUUUGUGUUAUGGUCAUCGACUUGUGCAUUGAUUCCUUUGGACCCCAAUCGAGUCUUUGUCAUGGUGAUUGCUAGAUUGCUUGUUGGUGUUGCACAAGGUUUCAUCUUCCCCUCAAUCCACACAGUUCUAGCACAGUGGGUUCCACCACACGAAAGAUCCAGAUCUGUUUCUCUUACAACUUCUGGUAUGUACCUUGGUGCUGCGGCAGGAAUGCUUUUCCUUCCAAGCCUUGUAAAGUAUAAAGGCCCCCAAUCCGUCUUUCUUGCUGAGGCAGCACUAGGAGCCAUGUGGUCUUUGCUUUGGUUUAAGUAUGCCAGUGACCCACCUCGCUCUGAACAUCCAAAAGCCACAGCUGCUGGUUUCGGGGAAUCAAUGCUGCCAAUCAAAGGAAGUCAAAAGUUGAAACUAGAAAAUGGAGGAAGUUCUGUCAGAACUGCCAAAAUUCCAUGGAAGAAAAUUUUACUCAGUUUGCCAGUCUGGGCAAUUGUGGUUAAUAAUUUCACGUUCCAUUAUGCUUUAUAUGUGUUAAUGAACUGGCUGCCGACUUACUUUGAAUUGGGCCUCCAGCUUAGCCUUCAGGAAAUGGGUUCUUCUAAGAUGUUGCCGUAUCUCAACAUGUUUAUUUUCUCAAAUAUAGGUGGGGUGGUUGCUGAUCACUUGGUCACCAAGAGAAUCUUGUCUGUGACUAGAACCCGGAAGCUCUUGAACACCAUCGGGUUCAUAGUUGCUUCUCUUGCAUUGAUGGCAAUUCCCAUAUUCAGAACAUCUGGUGGGGCUGUUCUCUGCUCUUCUGUGGCUCUCGGUUUCUUGGCACUUGGGAGAGCUGGUUUUGCAGUGAAUCACAUGGAUAUUGCCCCGAGAUAUGCAGGCAUUGUGAUGGGAGUUUCUAACACUGCUGGUACGUUAGCUGGCAUUAUUGGAGUUGAUCUGACCGGCAAACUUCUUGAAGCUGCAAGAACUGUUGAUUCAAGUCUUUCAAGUGCAGAGAGCUGGAGAGUGGUGUUUUUCAUCCCGGGUUUGCUUUGCAUUUUUAGUUCUUUAGUAUUUUUACUAUUCUCAACAGGGGAGAGAAUUUUUGACUGA